Molecule: messenger RNA, 2481 nt
Organism: Octodon degus (degu)
Lineage: Eukaryota; Metazoa; Chordata; Mammalia; Rodentia; Octodontidae
Gene: Znf445
Product: zinc finger protein 445
Biological process (GO): regulation of DNA-templated transcription
Source: RefSeq, a predicted model, not a curated record
CAAGGGCCCGAGAGCCGGGCGGCGCAGGCUCGCGCGCGUGUGCAGUUGCUUGUGACACGGAUCGCGCCGCUGCUGCUCAGCAGACGGGUUCUUCCCAUUGCGAUGGAACGAGGUUGGAUGAGAUUUGCAACAUUUGGCGUAUAGCAUCUGCAAAUGCACUAGUUUAACCGCUGAAAAAUGUCUGACCCAGUGGUAUUGCCUUUGUUCGGAACCCGGUGCCGAACCGUGAUAAGGCGCUCUGGGAAGGCAACCAACUCUGGCGCCGGCCAGCUAAUGGGUGAUUGCUCUCAAAGCAUCAGCCGAGCUGGCUUUGGAAUUGGCUUUAUAUAGGCUUUGCAAGCAAGAAGCUUGAAGGCGUGGGAUGUUGUGACUUCGGUUUUGUGCCAAGUGACGUGUGAUGUCCCAGCAAAUGGCAGUGUUCAGUGUGGUGCUGAGAGGAUACGCUGAGGUGCUGACAGUACUCUGGCACAGACCGGGUUUGCUUGCAGCUGGGUAGACAGAGCAGGAGCAAUGCCCCCAGGCCGGUGGUACGCAGUCCCUGCAGUGCAGGCUCCGGCUCCCAGAGAGCGAGGGCGCCUGCUGACUGUGAAGAAAGAGGAAGAGGAUAAAGGCUACUCCUCGGCGCAGACUGCCAGGCCGCAGACACUCAACCGCUCUGGCCAAGAGCUCUUUCGCCAGCUCUUCCACCAGCUUCGCUACAACGAGUCUUCUAGUGCCCUGGAGACGCUGAGCCGGCUCCGGGAGCUCUGCCGCUGGUGGCUGAGGCCAGACGUUCUCUCCAAGGCCCACAUCCUAGAGCUGCUCGUGCUGGAGCAGUUCCUGAGCAUCCUGUCCGGGGAGCUCCGGACCUGGGUGCAGCUCCACCAGCCUGAGAGUGGCGAGGAGGCCGUGGUGGUGCUGGAGGAACUUCAGUGGGAUCUGGAGAGCUUGCCACGGAGGGACCCAGGCCUUGACCCAAGCCCGGAUGUGCACUGGAUGGGCACUGCAGCCCUGCAGCCCUGCAGCCUUCGCAGACCUGGCCCCCCGUGUCACCACUCAGGAGUGACUUUGCUCCUGAACGCCCACUGGAGCCUCCCUGUGCUGAGACAGGAGGACGUGUUAUGGGGAAUUCCUUGCAGACUGGGCCAGGAUCCUCCUGCUGCCCUGGCACCUUCCCUUUCCCAGAGCGAGGGGACCCUAGGAAGCUGGCCCACAGCCACAAAGUCCCAGAUGCCAGAGCCACAGGAAGCCACGACUUUCAAGGAUGUGGAGGUGACCUUCUCCCAGGACGAGUGGGGAUGCCUGGACGCAGCGCAACGGAACCUCUACAGGGAUGUGAUGCUCGAGAACUAUGGGAACUCUGCGUCUCUGGCGGGCUCCUUCUCCAAACCUGCCCUGAUCUCUUGGUUGGAAACAAGGGGACCCUGGGGGCUGAAUGUGCAGAUGGCUCAGCCUGAGAGGCUUCUGGGCUCCACCCAGACAGGAGAUGAGCUCCAGACUAAGAUGGACGAAUUUGUCCCAGAAGAAGAACCUGUGGAGGAUGCAGAAGGAGUUGCUGUGGUGUCCAGAUGCCCUGUGACCAGCGUUCCAGAGGGAGACGGGCUCAGGGGAUCUUUCAAGCAGCAGAACUGGCUAAUGAAGCACUAUGUGAGAUUUAAGAAGGAAGAGUCAGAUUUCAGUCCCAGGGUAGAGGAAGAAUCUGAAGCACUAGGAGGAAGUGACACUCUUGACCUGAAACAUGUUACAUAUUUAGUUUCCAGGAAAAAGCGUUCCCUGAAACAUGGCUAUGGCAGACACUUGCAGAAAAGUUCACACCAUUAUGAUUAUAAGAAAUGCGGAAAGGGGCUCAGACAUGAGGCAGGGAACUUCGGCGUCCACCAGAGAGCUCAUGGCGGGCUGACAGAGAGUGAAAAGGACCCCUGUGGGCAGGGCUUCAGCCUCGGAGCUGCUCACCAGCAGGAGCAGGGCCUGUGCACAAGGGGAGCGUUGUAUAGGUGCCGGGACUGCGGGAGGACCUUCAAGCAGAGCUCCCACCUUGAGUACCACCAGAGAAUUCACAGCCAGGAGAAGCCAUUUAAGUGCAGACUGUGUGAGAAAGCUUUCAGGUGGAGCUCCAACUGCAUUCGUCAUGAGAAGAUUCACACUGGAGUGAAGCCUUACAAGUGUGGUGUGUGUGACAAGGCUUUCCAGCGCCUGUCAGCCUAUUGUCUACACCAGGAAACCCACACGAAGCAGAAAGUGGAGGUGAACCAGUAUGAAGAAGUCCUCACCUACAGCUCAGAGCUGGAUUCUCAUUUGAGAGACCAGAGUGAGGAGAAGCCCUUUGACUGCAGCCAGUGUAGGAAAUCCUUCCACUGUAAGUCCUAUGUCCUUGAACAUCAGAGAAUCCACACACAGGAGAAACCUUAUAAGUAUGGUGAGCACCAGUGCCUGUCAGCUCCCGAUGUCAGCAGCUGGGGCCUGCCGCUGCUGGCCACUCCUGGGCGCCUCCACCAGCUGUAG